Molecule: messenger RNA, 354 nt
Organism: Closterium sp. Naga37s-1
Lineage: Eukaryota; Viridiplantae; Streptophyta; Zygnematophyceae; Desmidiales; Closteriaceae
Source: the annotation of a GenBank genome assembly
AUGGCGGGUUGCGUCCUCCAAGCCGCUCGUCGCGGCCCGUCGCACCCCCGCUUGCUUGUAGCGUUCGUGUCGGUCCUCGCUGUGCUCUCCGCGGCUCGCAUCGGGCGCCACGCGUGGGGUCACGUCGGCCACGCGUUCACCUGCGCCAUCGCGCAGGCAGCAGCAGCAGUGGCGGCGCUGCUCCCCCCCACAGCCAGGGGCAGCCUCCCUGCGGUGUGCGUGCCUUAUGGGCUGAUCAUCCCUCAUCUUUCCCAUCUGUGGCUCGCUCAUCCUCGAACCCCAAUUGCCCAUCCAGGCUCUUCUGACCAACGAGGCAGCAGCAGCAGUGAAGGCGCUGCUUCCCCCCGUCGCUGA